CGCGCAUAAUACUGGACACAAUGAAACUAGUCACCAUUGCCCUGACGUGCGCACUCAUCUCCAAAGCAUACCCACUGGAUUGUUUCGAGUGUGUAGCCACUGGUACUGGACCGUGUUCGCAGACUACAAAAACAUGUCAAGGAAACCAGACCAAAUGUGCCAGUUUCACAGCAGCAUUCACCGAGGGAGGGAUCCAGAAUACUACAAAGGUGAAGACAUGCGCCAUACCAGCUCAGUGUAUCAGUGGAUCUUUUAACACUGGAAUCUCUAUGACAACUGUUCAGACCCAAUGCUGUGAAUCCAACCUGUGCAACAGUCAAGAACCACCAGCAUUACCAGAAUCCAGCACCAAUGGAAAAAAGUGUUUCACCUGUGCAGCUGAUGAUAACUGCACAAGUACUUUGGAGUGCAAGGGAAGUGAAGAUCGCUGCUUUAUGGUCACAUUGCCUGCAGUUGGGAUGGUGAAGGGAUGCGUUUCCCAAAGUCUCUGUUCUGGAUCCCUGAUUGCGGCGGCCAUUGGGGACUGCUGUGAGGGAAACUUGUGCAACAACGCCCUGCGCAUCGGACAGAGCAUCCUCUUCCUCCUCCUGGUGCCUCUGGCCUCCUUCUUCCUCUUCAACUAAGCAGCACUGUGACCUGCACAGCCACCCUAACCCUCCUCGACUACUCGAGGAUGGUGCAAAUAAAAUAAAUUCAUACACUGUUGGUUAAACUUGUUCAAUUUGAUUACAACAUUUUUUCUAAUCAAAUACUUUUCCUGGUUUUAUCAUUCCACUUCUCUGCCUUUAACUAAAUAUUCAGAAAACAUUUAAUGUUGUUUACAUUAUAGGUAACACAAAUUAGUUUGCGCAGACAGGGAUGUAAACUGCAAUUCGACUGCUUAGCAGAGGCAUAC
Conger conger (European conger) is the source of this 895-nucleotide messenger RNA. Its product is annotated as ly6/PLAUR domain-containing protein 3-like. The record is from RefSeq and is a predicted model, not a curated record. Bases 21 to 623 code for a protein of 200 amino acids. The transcript is spliced from 5 exons. NCBI's taxonomy places the organism in Eukaryota, Metazoa, Chordata, Actinopteri, Anguilliformes, Congridae.